GCAGCAGUGCAGGGAGGAUGGCGACGUUCGCGCCGUAUUGACGUGAGCAUCUUGAAGGUGCUCAACACGAGUGGCUGUGUUUCCGGCGUACGAGCGGUUGAAAGAGACGGCGGCGACAGUGCGACGAGGACAGCUCGUUCAUAUGAUUAUGCCACCAGCCCACCACACAGCGGCAUGCCAUUCUCACCGUGAGUCCGUGGAACACCGUCGCACGCACGCAACAAGGUCUACCAUGGACAAGAAGAGGGUGGCCAUCGUCGGCGCUGGCCUGAGCGGCCUAGCGGCGUGCAAGCACCUGCUGGAGCGCGGCUGCCGGCCGGCCGUCUUCGAGGCGGACACCGUCCUCGGCGGCGUGUGGGCGCACGCGCCGGAGUGCACCAGGCUCCAGACGCCGCGGCCCAUGUUCCAGUACUCCGACUUCCCGUGGCCGGAGUCCGUCACGGAGGUGUUCCCGGACCACCGCCAGGUCGCCGACUACCUCGACGCCUACGCGCGCCGCUUCGGCGUGCUUGACUGCAUCAGGUUCGGCCGCAGGGUGGUCGGGAUGGAGUACGUGGGCGUCGACGAGGAGGAGAUGGCGGCGUGGGGGGACUGGGCUGGGUGCGGCGAGGCGUUUGGUUCCGGGGACGGAGAGUGGCUGCUCACGGUGGCCGAUGCCGACGGCCUCGUGGAGGUACACAAGGCAGACUUUGCGAUCCUUUGUGUUGGGAGGUUCAGUGGUGUGCCCAACAUACCUACAUUUCCUGUUGGCAAAGGCCCAGAAGUGUUUGACGGGAAAGUUGUCCACUCCACGGAGUACUCACAAAUGGGAGGCAAAAAUGCUAGAGAUAUGAUCAAGGACAAGCGUGUCACUGUUAUUGGCUACCUGAGAUCGGCAGUAGACAUUGCAAAUGAAUGUGCCAACGUGAAUGGUACCGAAAAACCAUGCACGAUGAUAGUACGAACAAAGAGUUGGAUCAUACCAGACUACUAUGCUUGGGGCGUCCACAUAUCAAAUUUCUAUCUCACCCGUUUUGCCGAGCUACUUAUUCACAAGCCUGGUGAAGGCUUUCUCCUCAACAUGUUGGCUACUGUCUUGACUCCACUGAGGUUUAUUUUCUCGAAGUUUGUUGAGAGCUACUACUCAAUUCCAAUGAGGAAGCAUGACAUGGUGCCUGACCAUAGCUUCUUUGAGGGACUAGUGGCAUGCGUGGCUGCCAUUGCACCGAAGGAUCAUUACAAGAAUAUUGAGGAAGGUAGCAUCAUCCUUAAGAAGUCAAAGACAUUCAGCUUUUGUGAAGAAGGUGUGCAUGUUGAAGGUGAAUGCACUCCAGUAAAGAGUGACAUCGUUAUCUUCGGAACCGGAUUUAAGGGUGACCAAAAGAUCAAGGACAUGUUCACUUCAAAGUACUUCCAGAGUAGAGUCGUUGGCUCAACAUCAAUGACUGUGCCACUUUAUAGGGAGUGCAUCCAUCCUAAGAUUCCACAACUCGCAGUCAUCGGCUAUUCAGAGAGCUUGACAAAUAUAUAUACAACAGAACUUAUGGCCAAGUGGAUAUCCCAUUUUAUGGAUGGUGGUUUCAGAUUGCCAAGUGUCAGGGAAAUGCAAAGGGAUAUCCUUGAAUGGGAGAAGUUUAUGAAGCGCUACUCUCGAGACUAUUUCCGUAGAUCAUGCAUUGGAAUUGUUCAUAUUUGGUACAAUGAUCAACUAUGCCAGGACAUGGGAUGCAACCCGAAAAGGAAGAACGGAUUUUUCUCUGAACUAUUUGAACCUUAUGGUCCUUGUGAUUAUGUUAAUCUUCACCCAAAGUAACAGUAGAUCAUAUGUUUGCACUUCUAUAGAUGUUAUCAACCAGAUCUAUCGUGUUUACA
Molecule: messenger RNA, 1851 nt
Organism: Hordeum vulgare subsp. vulgare (domesticated barley)
Lineage: Eukaryota; Viridiplantae; Streptophyta; Magnoliopsida; Poales; Poaceae
Product: probable flavin-containing monooxygenase 1
Exons: 5
Coding region: 143-1792 (549 amino acids)
Molecular function (GO): flavin adenine dinucleotide binding; NADP binding; N,N-dimethylaniline monooxygenase activity
Source: RefSeq, a predicted model, not a curated record